AGUCACCAGCUGAGGGGAAGAAGGGGGAAUGGACGCGGAGAUACUCAGCAUCUGUACCAAGCCGUGAAGGUUGAGUCUUAUCCGACGGAUUUUGCUUAAAAACAAGGAAAAAGAAGUGCGCCUGUCAUCAUGUAUGGUUUUGUGAAUCACGCCUUGGAGCUCCUCGUUUUAAGGAAUUACGGUCCGGAAGUGUGGGAAGACAUCAAGAAGGAGGCUCAGCUCGAUAUUGAGGGUCAGUUCCUUGUUAGAAUCAUAUAUGAAGAUGGGAAAACAUACGACCUCGUUGCUGCGGCAAGUAAAGUCCUCAAGAUCGAUGCAGGAGACAUCUUGCAGAUGUUUGGGAAGAUGUUUUUUGAAUUUUGCCAAGAAUCGGGAUAUGACACCAUUUUGCGGGUGUUAGGAUCAAAUGUUCGAGAAUUCCUGCAGAAUUUGGAUGCUUUACAUGACCACUUGGGUACCAUUUACCCCGGCAUGAGGGCUCCCUCAUUCCGCUGCACCGAUGCAGAGAAGGGGAACAAUCUGAUUCUUCACUACUACUCUGAGAGAGAAGGCUUGCAAGACAUUGUCAUCGGCAUCAUUAAAACUGUCGCUCAACAAAUCCAUGGGACAGAGAUAGAGAUGAAGAUGAUCCAGCCGAAAAGCAAGGAGUGCGACCAUAUAAAGUUUCUGAUUGAGGAGAAGGACUCUGAGGAGGAGGCUUUCUACGAGGACCUGGACGGCUUUGAGGAGAACGGCACUCAGGAGACGCGCAUCAGUCCGUACACGUUUUGCAAGGCCUUCCCGUUCCACCUGAUGUUUGACAGAGACCUGAUGCUGACCCAGUGUGGGAACGCCAUUUAUCGGGUCCUGCCUCAGCUCCAGCCCGGCACCUGUAUCCUCCCUUCAGUUUUUUCUUUGGUCCGCCCUCACAUCGACUUUAGCUUUCACGGCAUCCUCUCCCACAUCAACACCGUCUUCGUUCUGCGCAGCAAGGAGGGCUUGCUGAAUGUGGAGACCGUAGAGAAUGAGGACGAGCUGACGGGGGUGGAGAUCAGCUGUCUGAGACUGAAAGGACAGAUGAUUUACUUGCCAGAGGCGGAGAACAUCCUUUUUCUUUGCUCACCCAGCGUUAUGAACCUGGAUGAUCUCACACGAAGGGGGCUCUACCUGAGCGACAUCCCUCUCCAUGACGCCACGCGCGACCUGGUGCUGCUCGGGGAGCAGUUUCGUGAGGAGUACAAGCUGACCCAGGAGCUGGAAAUCUUGACAGAUCGUCUGCAGCACACACUGAGGGCCCUGGAGGAUGAGAAGAAAAAGACAGACAGAUUGCUCUAUUCCGUUCUGCCGCCGUCCGUCGCCAACGAGCUGCGACACAAGCGGCCCGUCCCCGCAAAACGCUACGACAACUUGACAAUCCUCUUCAGCGGCAUUGUGGGAUUCAACGCCUUCUGCAGCAAGCACGCCUCGGCGGAAGGAGCCAUCAAGAUAGUCAACCUGCUCAACGAUGUUUACACACGUUUUGACAUCUUGACAGACUCUCGGAACAACCCUUAUGUAUACAAGGUGGAAACAGUCGGCGAUAAGUACAUGACGGUGAGCGGCCUGCCGGAGCCGUGCACACACCACGCCAAGUCCAUCUGCCACCUCGCUCUGGAUAUGUUGGAGAUUGCUGGACAAGUCAAAGUGGAUGAUCAACCAGUACAGAUUACUAUUGGGAUCCACACAGGCGAAGUGGUCACUGGGGUGAUCGGCCAGAGGAUGCCCAGAUACUGCCUUUUUGGAAAUACGGUCAACCUCACAAGUCGUACAGAAACUACUGGCGAAAAGGGAAAGAUAAACGUCUCAGAAUAUACGUACCGGUGUUUGCAGUCUGCGGAGAACGCUGACCCUCAGUUCAAUCUCGAGUAUCGGGGCCCCGUCACCAUGAAAGGGAAGAAGGAGCCGAUGAAGGUGUGGUUUCUGACGAGGAAGCCCACGGACACACAGCCCACCUCAGAUAGCUAAAGCUCAGCGGUUCCAUUCGACACUGAAACACCACGGCUUUCAGCCAACAGAAGCUUCAGUAAAUGUCUUUUUAGAUUACACACAUUCUGAGGCCCAGACAAAAUGCAUACUUAAUUAUUGUUCCACACACAUUUUUUAUAAUAGUUUCAGCUUGACCAUGAUCUGUUUGAACAUCACUCUAUUUUUUUAGUACAGACACAGUAGGGGAAUGUUUUAUAAAUAGUAGAAGUUAGUGAUAUUCAAGUUGGAUACAUUUCCGUAAUAGAUACUCUCACCUCGCCAUUGUACAUAAAAUCACAAAAACAUUUUUCAUUUAUCUAUAAGAGAUGUAAUUGCCGAAAUGAAUAAUGAGAAUAAUACUUUGGCCGGAUAUCAUGUUUGCGCCAAAACGCUACUGUCAUAAUUUGAGGGACCCUUUUCUUGUUUGCCGGCUGGAAUAGUUUUACACUGAACUCGUUAUACAGACAUUGAAACUGUUAAAAUUAAUACAAAUGUAGAUAUUAUAGAUGUGUUAUUUAUAUAAAGUUAUAACACCAAGUUCAACAGUUCUUUUGUGUAAAAGCUAAUGUACUGAGUUUUUCUUUUUUUAAGUCACAAAUGAUCAUUGGGUUAUCUCUUUGCUAAUUAGAAAUAUAUAAACACUACUUUAUUUUACACACUGGUUGCCCAUCCUGCUUAGUGAUCUACAUAUUUAUCAUUUUAUUUGGUAUUCAUUCUUUAUUUGUCAUACGGACUAGUAACUACGUAAACGGUAUUAUGGGUGAAACUAUUGUUUGUGCCUCUAUGAGUUCAUCUUUGUGCUGUAUGCGUUGGACAAAUUUCGACAAAUUCGUAAAUGUAACUUUUUUUUUCAGGCUAUUUUUCCAAAGUCAUUAUUAAUAAACUUCACGUAAUGUGCGUGUGAAGGACCCUUUCCACAAUGUAGCUUCCUGUGUAAGAACCAAACAGGUGCCUCUUGUACUGUGCGAGUGCAUUUCUGUGCUUGUUUCUGUUGGAAGGCAAACUAAUAAAACAGUCUUGAGAUGUGUUA
Molecule: messenger RNA, 3013 nt
Organism: Pungitius pungitius (ninespine stickleback)
Lineage: Eukaryota; Metazoa; Chordata; Actinopteri; Perciformes; Gasterosteidae
Gene: gucy1b1
Product: guanylate cyclase 1 soluble subunit beta 1
Exons: 13
Coding region: 130-1983 (617 amino acids)
Biological process (GO): cGMP biosynthetic process; response to oxygen levels
Cellular component (GO): guanylate cyclase complex, soluble
Molecular function (GO): heme binding; guanylate cyclase activity
Source: RefSeq, a predicted model, not a curated record